Molecule: messenger RNA, 441 nt
Organism: Ascoidea rubescens DSM 1968
Lineage: Eukaryota; Fungi; Ascomycota; Saccharomycetes; Ascoideales; Ascoideaceae
Exons: 2
Coding region: 106-369 (87 amino acids)
Source: RefSeq, a predicted model, not a curated record
CCAGCAAAAAAAAACAGGAAAAAUAAACUGAAAAAACAGUUGGUUUGAUAUGAAGAAUAUCUAUCAUAUCAUAUUAACGAAUUUACAACUAGUCAAAAAUAUAAGAUGGCUCAAGGAAACUUGAAGUUAAAGGAUAAACCUUUAAAAAGAAUAACUAAAAAACAAAAAAACCCUAGAAAAGCAGCACCAAAAAUCAUCAAACCAAAAAAAACCAGUAAGCUCAAAACUACCAAAAAUCUAGGUACAUUUCAAAAGUAUGGUAAUAUUAUAAGCUCAACAGAAAAACUUAUUGCAAGCAGAAUUGGUCAUUUGGAGUUAGUCAAAGGGUCGAAGAGAGAGAUUAAAAAAAGUGAUAAAAGCCGAAAAUAAAGAAGAAAUAUUGAUUAAAUAGUUAUAUACGAUUAAAUUUAUGUGAUAUAUCUAUUUUUUUGGAUGGGAAAU